This is a messenger RNA of Aspergillus saccharolyticus JOP 1030-1, 1591 nucleotides long. Its product is annotated as indoleamine 2,3-dioxygenase. The transcript has a single exon. Gene Ontology annotation, molecular function: metal ion binding; heme binding; indoleamine 2,3-dioxygenase activity. Bases 128 to 1354 code for a protein of 408 amino acids. Gene Ontology annotation, biological process: 'de novo' NAD+ biosynthetic process from L-tryptophan. The record is from RefSeq and is a predicted model, not a curated record. Gene Ontology annotation, cellular component: cytoplasm. NCBI's taxonomy places the organism in Eukaryota, Fungi, Ascomycota, Eurotiomycetes, Eurotiales, Aspergillaceae.
GACGAGAGUGAGUGGCGCCGGGCGUACGUGGUACUGGUGUUCAUACUACAUGGCUUUGUCUGGGGUGGUAGCAGGCCCGCCGAGGUUGGUAACACGGUUCUCCCCCUCUCACAGAUGCUACAUCCUGAUGCUGACGAGGUGUUGGCGGGGCCAGAAAAUCCCUCCCCAAUUGACGGUGCCGCUGCUCGCUGCGUGUGAUCAUCUGGGGCUGCCGCCCGUCGCAACCUAUGCGGGCGUGUGCCUGUGGAAUUACAAGCCCAUCUUCCCCGACGAGCCGGUGGAUGACCUGCGUAACCUGGACAGCCUCAACACCUUCACGGGCUCCUACGACGAGAAAUGGUUCUAUCUAGUCUCGGUAGCAAUCGAGGCUCGGGGCGCCCCGGCCAUCCCGCUGGUGCUACAGGCGAUUGCGGCGGCACGGGCUGGCAACAGUCUGGUGGUGACGGAGAGUUUGCAGGGGUUGGCCGAGGUGAUCGACGAGGUGGGGUCCCUGCUGGAGCGCAUGUACGAGCACUGCGACCCCUAUGUGUUCUACCACCGCAUCCGGCCCUACCUGGCGGGCAGUAAGAAUAUGGCGGACGCCGGGCUGCCUCACGGGCUGCUGUACGACACUGGCCGGGGCGAGCCUGAGUACCGGCAGUACGGCGGGGGCAGCAACGCGCAGAGCUCGCUGAUCCAGUUCUUCGAUCUAGCGUUGGGGGUGGAGCACCGGCCCACGGGCGAGACGGCACGUGCGGGAGGUGCCCCUGUGAGCCAGCAGAAGGAAGGUAUGGUUGGAGCACCGCGCCACGGCUUCAUCCAGGAAAUGCGCUCCUACAUGCCCACGGCGCACCGGCGGUUCUUGGAGCAUGUGAGUGCGGUGGCCAACGUGCGGGAGUACGUGGAGGCACGCCGCUCGGACAAGGCGCUAUGCAUCGCGUACGAUUCGUGCCUGUCGAUGCUGCGCGUGCUGCGCGACAAGCACAUCCAGGUCGUGUCGCGGUACAUCAUCAUCCAGUCGCGCGAUGCCCGGCCGGCGCGGCGCGCCACCAGCCCGCGACGACCGCCGCCGCCGCAGCAGAUGGCGCAGGCGACGAACCUGGCGACGGCGCGGUACGGGGAGAAGGCGGACCCAAAGAAGCUGCGGGGCACGGGGGGCACCGCGCUGAUUCCGUUCCUGAAACAGGCGCGGGACGAGACGGGUGAGCCAGCCAUUGACGCGUGGGCGCGACGUCUACUAAGCAACGGGCCGUCCGAGACGAGCUUUGCGGCGCUGAGCAAGGUGGGCGAGAACCACGAUGGCCAUCUGCAGGUGGUUGGGCUGUCGGGGACGUGGGCGGCGGAUGACAGCGAAGGGGGGAUUUGUCAUUGGUAGUUUUCUUCCUUUGACGACGUACUAGACAUCCCUUCUAUCUUUCUUUCUCCUUUACAAGGUUUAGCAAGCAUUGAGCGUUCUUCACUACAGCUACAGGCUCAGCCACAAUCACAGCAGGUACAGCAUGAGUGUACUGUGUCUUUCCGAGAGCAGUGGGGUCAUCUUACCCCGCCCUGUCAUCAUUUGUGUUUCUGUACAUAGAUCGCAUCCAGAAUGAACCACAAACAGUUGGAUAUC